AUGUGCGAUAUCCUGGGAUUUGGUUUCCCAUUGCGGGGGGGCUACUGUAGUUCCUUCCAACGGCGCUGGAUUACCGAGUGUGUGGAUCUGUCGGUGUUGGGCUAG
Messenger RNA from Plenodomus lingam JN3, 105 nucleotides. The record is from RefSeq and is a predicted model, not a curated record. NCBI's taxonomy places the organism in Eukaryota, Fungi, Ascomycota, Dothideomycetes, Pleosporales, Leptosphaeriaceae.